This is a messenger RNA of Rubroshorea leprosula, 3114 nucleotides long. The record is from the annotation of a GenBank genome assembly. NCBI's taxonomy places the organism in Eukaryota, Viridiplantae, Streptophyta, Magnoliopsida, Malvales, Dipterocarpaceae.
UUCAUCUUAGUCCCUCUAGAGGCUUCUCUGCUACUCUUUCAAUUUCUCUGACUCUUCGACUCUCAAUCAAUCGAUUCAUCAAAUUUUCCCUUACUUUCUCUCGGUCCAAACACCAAUUUCAUCUCUCAAUCAGCCGUUCCUUCUGAAAUCUCUUCAACGUUCCCUUGUCCAAUCGCUUUCGAUUUUCUGAUACCAAGCUAGGGUUUCCGAUGGGGGUGAAUCUGACUGAAGGGGCGGUGGCCAGGAUAGUGAGUAGAGAAGUGGCGACGGAGAAAGAUUUGAAGCCGGUGCUUCAGGUUAUUGAAUUGAAAGAGGUCCAGACCACUAGCAAGAAUCAGCAACAGAACGAGCAGAAUAAUCAGAAUCAGCAAUCGGAACCCAAAAAGAGCGGCAGGUACAGGCUGUUGCUGUCGGAUGGCUCCUUGACGCAGCAAGGAAUGCUCGCUACCAACAAGAAUGAGCUUGUUACGUCCUCUCAGUUGCAGGUCGGUUCCGUUGUUCAGCUGACUCAAUACAUCUGCAAUGUCAUCCAGGAUCGCAUGAUUGUCAUUAUUAUUGAGCUGGAGGUAAUAAUUCAGAAAUAUGAUCUCAUUGGAAAGCCUGUCCCAGCACAAAAAUCUUCUAGGCCUCUACAAGCCUCCACUAAUCAACCUGGGAUGGUGACAGGCAACACUUACAACUUUGGUGGGAGCUCAGUUCCAGCCACUGUAGCUGAUAAGCCAAAUUCCAUCGGGACUCCUUUUCAGCAAGGUGGGAUGGCUCAGUUGAAUGGUACUUCCUAUUCCACUGAAUCUGAAUCAGGAGGAUAUGGUGCAGCAAAUGCACCUCAAAGUUAUCCCAAAAUCAAUUCUGAAGGAGGUGCUCGGAUUUCUGUAUCAGCACCCUUAAGUGGGCCAUUUGGUGCUCAAAACCUUGGCUUCCAUAACCCUAGACAAGACACUUCACGACCUUCAAGUACCUUUAACCGCCAACCUCUGCCAAACUACCAGCAACCAUCUCCAAUGUAUGCUAACAGAGGUCCAGUAGCUAGGAAUGAAGCUCCAGCAAGGAUGGUUCCAAUCGCUGCUCUAAAUCCCUAUCUGGGCAGGUGGACAAUCAAGGUCAGGGUGACAUCGAAGGCUGAACUUAGGUCCUACAACAACGCACGUGGUGAAGGAAAAGUUUUCUCCUUUGAUCUUCUUGAUUCUGAUGGUGGGGAAAUACGGGCAACCUGCUUUAAUGCUGUGGCUGAACAAUUCUACAAUCAGAUUGAAGAAGGUAGGGUUUAUUUGAUUUCAAAGGGAAGUUUAAAACAUGCUCGGAAAGAUUUCAACCACCUACACAAUGAUCAUGAAAUUCUCCUGGACAACUCAUCAAUAGUACUGCCAUCUGAGGAUGACAACUCAAUUCCAAGGCAGCAGUUUCAUUUCCGUGAUAUAAUUGAUGUUGAAGGUAUGGAGAAUAACAGUGUUGUGGAUGUAAUUGGUGUGGUAACUUCCAUCAGUCCAGCUACUUCAAUAAUGAGGAAAAAUGGUACUGAGACUCAGAAGAGGACCCUUCAGUUAAAAGAUAAGUCUGGCAGAAGUGUUGAAUUAACUUUGUGGGGCAAUUUUUGUAACACAGACGGACAGAGAUUGCAAAGUUUGUGUGAUUCUGGGGAAUUUCCUGUUCUUGCGGUGAAAUCUGGUAGGGUAAAUGAUUUUAAUGGGAAGGCAUUGGGCACCAUUGGUAUGAGUAACCUGUUUAUUGAGCCAGAUUUCAAUGAGGCCCGCAGACUAAAGGAAUGGUUUUUCAAAGAAGGGAGAAACACACCUUCUGUCUCUAUUUCCAGGGAAACUCCAAUUGUGGGAAGGACAGAUAACCGAAAGACUAUAUCCCAAAUCAAAGAUGAGAGGCUUGGGACUUCUGAAAAGCCAGAUUGGAUUACAGUAGUUGCCACUGUCAUAUACAUGAAGAAUGAAAAUUUCUGCUAUACAGCUUGCCCUAUCAUGAAUGGAGACCGCGCAUGCAACAAAAAGGUAGCGAAUAAUGGAGAUGGAAAGUGGUGGUGUGAUAAAUGUGAUAAGGCUGUGGAUGAAUGUGACUACAGGUACAUAAUCCAGUUUCAGAUACAGGAUCAUACAGGCUUGACAUGGGUAACUGCUUUUCAGGAGGCUGGUGAGGAGCUCAUCGGUGUUCCUGCAAAAGAGCUGUAUCAUUUGAGAUAUGAAAAUCAAAGCGACGAAAGAUUUAUGGAAAUCAUGCGUCAGGUUAUGUUCAAAAAAUACAUGUUCAAGUUGAAAGUAAAGGAGGAAACAUUUAGUGAUGAGCAGCGUGUGAAAUCAACAGUUAUGAAAGUAGAGAAAGAUUUUUCAGAGUCCAGAUUUCUUCUGGAUGCAAUUAACAAGAUUAAAUCAGGGGAUUCAAGUUCCUUUGUCCCAAAGGCAGAGAAUGGCACUCCUUACAAUGGGAUGAACAUUACUGCAUCCACAACUGAUGUAAGCAGACAGCACGCACAAGCAGGAGCUGCGGGUGGAGGGUAUGGUUCAUUUGCAAAUCUAGCGGGUCAGUAUGGGAACCAGUAUAGUGGCUCUAGUCUUACUGCAACUGGUUCUUCUGUUGGGCACAUGUUCUGUAACAGCUGUGGGGCUACUGGUCAUAGCUCCACAAAUUGCCCAAGUGUCAUGAGUGGCCCAGUGCAGUCCACGGGAAGGGGCUAUUUGGACAGCUUGUCUUCUGGGGGAAGGGUUGGUGGUGCUUCUGGUGAGUGCUUUAAAUGUGGUCAGACUGGGCAUUGGGCCAGAGAUUGUCCUGGGGUGAACACCGGCCCUUCGUCUUAUGGAAAUAUUGGCCAUCCUUCCGGAAGAUACGGGGGCGCACCAAGGCACCAGGUAGGUGGCUUUUGAAGUCUCUUUGAAUAUCUCAAGAGUUUAAUAUUUUGUUAAACCUAGCAUCCUUUUUGUCAAGGGUCGUCUGGCCAUGUUGGCUUGUGGGGGUGGUCUGGCCUGUACUUGAACAAGGGUAUCUGUAAGUGCGUUGACAAUGUUUUUAACCCAGAUUGAAUUUCUUGUACUAGGUUUUGGAACAGUAUUUUGUCAUUUUGUGUUUUGUUUCUUGUAUUAUACUUUUGCUUGUGAAUACAUGGUUCAACUUUAA